Molecule: messenger RNA, 1452 nt
Organism: Dermacentor andersoni
Lineage: Eukaryota; Metazoa; Arthropoda; Arachnida; Ixodida; Ixodidae
Source: RefSeq, a predicted model, not a curated record
AUGGCUAACACAAGAGACUUGUUAGCGCUAGCCGAACGCAUGGGCCUAGAAGGUGCGGAGUUGAGGGCACGGUUGAACGAACAGGAAGAGCGUGCGCGAGAAGAGCGGGCAGCGGAGCGAGAAGAGCGGGCUGCGGCGCGAGAAGAGCGAGCAGCGGAGCGCGAGGCUAAAAGGCAGGAACUUGUAUUAGAGGAGAAAAAUUUACAGUUACGACUUAAAGUCGCGGAAGCUGAGGGCAAUCGUGGCGAGACGAGCCAACGGCAGCUAGAAUUGGAGGAGCGAACGCUUCAGUUGCGCCUCCAAAUGGCGGCAACGGACGCUGCAAGGACAGCUGACCGAGGGCCAGGAGGGAGUGCCCCAUUCAGCGUGAAUCCUCACAGUUUGAUGCCGGGAUUCAACGAAAGCCGGGACGACUUGGAUGCCUAUUUAAAAAGGUUCGAGAGCGUCGCCACCGGACAAGAAUGGCCUAGAGACAAAUGGGCCACGGCUCUAAGUUUAUGCUUGAGCGGAGAAGCUCUGAAAGUCUUUGGACGUCUGUCUCCAGAAGACUCCCUCGACUACGAUAAAGCCAAGUUGGCGUUGCUCCAGCGUUUUCGGUUUACGGCGGAAGGCUACCGGGAUACGUUCCGACAGAGCAAACCCCAAGAUGGCGAAACUGGAAAGCAGUACGCAACUAGGCUACUGAGUUUCUUUGAUCGGUGGGUGGAAAUGUCCAAAACCAAAAAAGAGUAUUUGGCACUUCGCAACCUAGUGGUGACGGAACAGUUUCUGAACAACUGUCAUCAUCGAUUAGGACUCUUCCUGCGCGAGAAGAGCUAUCGCCAGCUAGAUGACAUGGCCGAAGCUGCCGAUAAUUUCCUAGAGGCUCAGAGACAGCCCAAUUUGUUAGUGUUCCGGCAGAAAUCGGAAGGCAGUAACCCCACGGAGAAAACCGGAAGCCCAUCUGAGAGAGUUCCAAUGCGAUGCUUCGUAUGUGGAAAACUGGGUCACGGGGCAUCAGACUGCCGAUCUAAGCAGAGGCAACCGUACUGCGGGUAUUGCCGUAAGCCCGAGCAUGAUGUCAAAGCCUGCACCAAGAAAAAUGAUCCACCUAGGACGUCUUGCCUAUUGUCGCCAGAAGAGCGCCUGGAAGAGUCAAACGCAGUAGUCGUUGAACAAGACGUAGUUAGCACGGUGAAGACUCCCACGAGGAAUGUGGCACGCAAGAUGCCAGUGCUAAAGGGCUUCGUCUUCGGACAGACCGCGUCAGUCUUGCGAGAUACGGGAAGCAACACGCUGGUUGUGCGUCGUUCCCUCGUACCAGACAAGGCUAUGACAGGUACCACCGCUAAGCUGGUCCUGGCGGAUGGCAGCAGCAUCGAAAUUCCCGAGGCCAAGGACACCAAGGAAUCAAGAGAACGAUCGAUCGUGUUCGAGAAUCCUUCUACUGGCCAGGAGUCCAAGAAGCAGUGA